Molecule: messenger RNA, 1645 nt
Organism: Cydia strobilella
Lineage: Eukaryota; Metazoa; Arthropoda; Insecta; Lepidoptera; Tortricidae
Gene: Syx5
Product: syntaxin-5
Exons: 3
Coding region: 152-1255 (367 amino acids)
Biological process (GO): vesicle fusion; intracellular protein transport; endoplasmic reticulum to Golgi vesicle-mediated transport
Cellular component (GO): SNARE complex; endomembrane system; Golgi membrane
Molecular function (GO): SNARE binding; SNAP receptor activity
Source: RefSeq, a predicted model, not a curated record
CACUGACGUGCCGUGCUGUCGUGGAAAUGUCAUGUUUUGUGAUUUCAACAUAGUGAGAUCCUGGUUGAUUUACAAAUUAGAUAUAGUUUUUCGGUUAAAUCCGCAUAAAAUAACAAUUUGUAGGAUUGUAAGGACUUGGAAAUAGAAUGCGAUGCUUCCUCGGCGUCGUAAUGUAGGAGGUGUGUCAGUGACUACCUCCGAUGAGACACCACUACUGGAGAAUGAAUUAAAUUCUUACAGUAAAUUUGAUAAGAAGGGAUCUAAAUAUCUACAAACAGAGAAACCGGGAUCCUUUCCGUUCAUUGCUUCCAAACAAGGAAGUGGAUUUGAAGAAGCGGACUUUGUUUUCGACUUUCUCGAAGAACCUAUAUUUGAACCAGUCAUGGCUGCAAGAGACAGGACCAACGAGUUCGCCUCUACCGUGCGGAGUCUCCAAGGCCGAACUCUAGCCAGGCCCGUUGUUCGUGAUGAACGCAAAGCUGCAGUACUAGAGACCUAUUCACAAUUCAUGGCAAUGGCAAAAGUUAUUAGUAAAAACAUUACAGGAACAUAUGCUAAACUGGAAAAAUUAGCUUUGUUGGCCAAGAAGAAGUCCUUGUUUGAUGAUCGUGCUACAGAAAUUCAGGAGUUGACAUAUAUGAUCAAGGGAGACUUGAGUGCACUGAAUCAGCAGAUAGCCCGGCUUGGUGAAAUGCCCCGUGGCCGCCGCAGUAUGCACAACCAUUCCUCCAGUGUGGUACUAGCUCUACAAUCACGGCUAGCUUCCAUGAGCAACCAGUUUAAACAGGUUCUUGAAGUGAGGUCAGAAAAUUUAAAACACCAAAACAAUAGAAGAGAACAGUUCUCAAGGGUGGGCCCUGUUGUCAAAGAAGUCCCAUCUUUUCUUCAGCAACAGGAUGAGGUCAGCAUAGACCUAGGAGACACUUCAGGUCUCCAAAUGCAGGCCCAGCAGUUAGCAAUAAGAGAUGACACUGAUACGUAUGUGCAGCAAAGAGCAGAGACUAUGCAUAACAUUGAAAGCACUAUCGUGGAACUGGGGGGCAUAUUCCAACAACUAGCUCACAUGGUAAAGGAGCAAGAUGAGGCCAUCGGGAGAAUUGAUGCCAACAUACAAGAAGCCGAGAUGAAUGUAGAAGCAGGUCACAGAGAAAUUAUGAAAUAUUUUCAAAAUAUUACUGGCAACAGAGCAUUAAUGUUUAAAAUUUUUGGGGUUCUCAUAUUUUUCUUUAUUUUCUUUGUUGUUGUUAUGGCUUAAAUUUUAUCAUCUUAUGUUGUCUACACCAAUACCAAUUUUUGAUGUUGGCAGAAGAAGCCCUAUUCUUUAAUUUUUGUAACAAUUUUCUUUGUAACUAAUGUGAUGGAUACUUCAGUUAAGCAUACAAUAGAUUAGGUCAUUUCUCUGCCAAGCUGACCACAACAAUUUAAAGUGGCACUUAAUUUUUUAUGUGACUGUGAUGCAUCCGGUCCUGGUUACAAUAUGUAUAUCAGAACUCCCAGGGCAUGUAUGGCCAAUACUGUAUGUAUUAUAGUUACUAUUUUUGUUUAGGUAAAAGCGAAAUGUAAACUGCAUCAUUAUAUAUUAUAAAUCAAUAAUUUUAUUUCCUAUUAUAAUCAUGAAAUUAUGUAAAUACAAGUGAAAACUAAA